This is a messenger RNA of Pseudophryne corroboree (corroboree frog), 4344 nucleotides long. RefSeq names its product arylamine N-acetyltransferase, pineal gland isozyme NAT-3-like. Gene Ontology annotation, molecular function: arylamine N-acetyltransferase activity. The record is from RefSeq and is a predicted model, not a curated record. Lineage: Eukaryota; Metazoa; Chordata; Amphibia; Anura; Myobatrachidae. The coding region runs from base 112 to 945 and encodes 277 amino acids. The transcript is spliced from 2 exons.
AAUUCAUCUGCAUUGGGACAAAGUCUGUGGUGUGUUGCUGGGCUGCCUGCUGGGAACCUAUUUUAACAUCAAGGCGCACACCACACACCCUAUACGCACAUUUCUUGAAAGAUGGAUUUGAACCUCUAUCUCCAGCGGAUUGGAAUAACGGAAAUGAAACCAGAUUUCUCCACACCGUCCCUUUCAACGCUACGGAAGUUACAUCGCCGCCACAUUCUCUCUAUACCAUUCGAAAGCCUCAGUAUCCACAUCGGAGAGAAAAUUAUCCUGGACACCCUCUGGAUUUAUCAGAAAAUUGUUCUGAGAAAACGAGGGGGCUUUUGUCUAGAGAACAACGGCCUGUUCUUGUGGGUGUUACAAGAGCUGGGGUACCAGCCGCUGGUGCUGUCGGGCAGCGUGAGAGAGCCCAUCACUGGUAUGUAUGGACCUCCAUUUGACCACAUAAUACUGACUGUGGAGUUGGACGGCAGGCGGUGGCUUUGUGACGUUGGCUUUGGAGAAGGAAUCAUGGAUCCAAUUCCCCUGGAGGCAGGAUGGGAAGAGGAGCAGGACAAUGGCAGGUUUCGAUUACGGGUGGAAGAGGAGGAGUGGUACAUGGAGAUGAAGGAGGACAGUGACCAGUGGAAUAGUCUGUACAAGUUCACCCUUGAAGAGAGGAGAUUUGAGGACUUCAGGGAGAUGUGUAACUUUCACCAGACCUCACCAAAGGCUUUCUUUGUCUGCAAAUCUUUCUGUUCCCAACUACUACCACACGGCAGAUUGACCUACAUAGGGCGCAAGCUGAUCAGCACAGAGUAUACCAAGGGUGGUAAAAGGGUGAAGACCACUAAAGAACUCAGCGAGGAGGAGAUCCCUGACCUGCUCAGAGAGAAGUUUGGGAUUGUGUUGAGUAAAACAUUUGUGCCGAAGGAUGAGGUGUAUAUCCCCACGCCUGAUGGAAAAUGAGGCCUCAGGAAAUAAACACGCUACUUACAUAUGUCUAUACCAAUAUUAAUAAUAAUACAUAGAUGCACAGAAUGCAACUCAUUUUAUAGAUUGAUAGUUGCUGAUAUUUACUAUUAAAAGUAAAACUAAUUUACUCAUAAUAUUCAGAGAAGCAAAUUUAACCAAAUCAAAAAUUGGGCUUGUCUAGGAGGAUAUAGUGCAAUUACUGUCCAAUAUCGUGGAAGGGGUAAGCUGCAUUGUGGCACCAUAAGUGAUAUACUGUAUGUCUGGGGAUACAAUUGUAGCACACUGCACAUGUGGCAUGGCCUGCAUACACAAGUUAGAGUAAUAAUGAGCAACUACAGUUGUGCACAUUUUAGUCACAUCUCACUGAAGUACUAAGUGGCGUGCCACAAGGGUCUGUACUUGGACCACUAUUGUUCAACAUCUUCAUAAAUGAUCUAGAAGUAGGUCUAGAGAGUACAGUGUCAAUUUUUGCAGAUGAUACCAAACUUUGUAAGGUUAUAAAUUUGACAGGGGACGCUGAGUCGCUUCAGAACGACUUAUUCAAACUGGAAACAUGGGCAGCAAAAUGGAGAAUGAGGUUCACUAUAGACAAAUAUACGGUAAUGCACUUUGGUAGCAAGAACAGAAACACUACCUACAUACCAAAUGGGGAGAAACUAUGGGAUUCUGUACUGGAAAAAGAUUUAGGUGUUCACAUAGAUAACAACCUAAACAUUGCAUAAAGUGGGGAAUUGAUGCAAGGGAUGAGAGUGGUUAUACUCCCAUUAUAUAAAUCCCUAGUGAGGCCACAUCUUGAAUACUGUGCACAACUAUGGGCACCAUACUACAAAAAGGAUAUCCUGGAACUAGAAAAUGUUCUAAGACAGGCGACCAAAUUGAUCAAGGAGAUGGAGAUGCUAGAAUACGAGGACAGGCUUGCAAGGCUAGGGAUGUUUACACUGGAAAAAAGGAGAUUAAGAGGGGAUAUGAUUAACAUUUACAAAUGUAUAAGGGGUCAAUACACAGAGCUAACGGGGGAUUUGUUUUUGGUAAGAUCACCACAAAGGACACGUGGACACCCGCUUAGGUUAGAGGAGAAGAGAUUUCGCACACAGAGACGGAAAGGUUUCUUCACAGUAAGGGCAAUACAUAUAUGGAAUUCCCUGCCUGAGAGAGUAGUAAUGGCGGACUCGGUCACUACUUUUAAGAAUGGGCUAGAUAAAUUCCUAAUGAAUAAGGGUAUAAGGGUAUACAGGGUUACGGUGGGUAAAUCAUGCACUAUAGUACUAAAUUUAAAUAAAAAUAAAAAAAUGGAGGAAGUGACAUAACGGCUAAGCAUUCACCACAGUUAAAAUUAGUCUUAAAAAUAUUACAGUGUAGGAGAUCACUAACAGGUUGAACUCGAUGGACAAAUUGUCUUUGUUCAACCUCAGAAACUACUGUAUGUUGUUAUGUUACUUGCGGCUGAGUAAAUGUCACUGGAUGGCAAUGGGGCGAUAGCAGAGGUGGAUAAGGAUCCUGUAGACAUGUUGUGGGCAUUUACACGUAAUUGUAGGCUGUUUAGGGGUGAGCAUGAGAUCAGGGGCAAAUUUUACCCAUGGGCUGCAGGACUGCAGCCCCCCCCCCCCCCCUCCAGAUACAAUCCACCACCCCGAUCAGUGUCAGUGAAGCCAGAUGUAGUCUGUGACUGUAAUGGUUUCUCUGUAACUGGUAGUGACUUCCUACUGAAAGUCCUAUCUGCCAGUCACAGACUCUACAGGCAGUCCCAUUGGGAGGUGUUUCCUCCCUCUGGGAUUGCCAGACCAGGCUACAGGAAGCCACUUCCUGCCUCGUCAACCCUAACCAGCUUCUGUGGACUGCAGCCGAUGCAGUCCAUAGAAACCCGUGGUUUGCCAAGUCGCACCGCAGCACCUGCUACGGUCCCGGCACCUGCCAGAUCCAUUGCACAGGUGCUGGGACUCAGACCCUGUCUUCUCUCUGGGCAUGGGGACAGCUGCAGCCCCCCAACGUGAAGUAGGAGCCACCGCUGGCAGAGAUCCAUCCAUAUUCCGACGGAUAAGGUUGGUGUAAAUGCAGACAACAGUUCUGAUGGCGCUCUCACCAGCGGAGAACUGGGGGGGGUGCAGUUGCAGCGAUGCAGCAGACUCUAGAUACAGGCAGAUGUUUGCGUUUAUUACCAAUUGCUGUGUGUGGCCGCUUAUGCUACAUUCUGUAGUGGAAGGUGAGACGGAUCUAACAGUGCAGAGGAACAACAUAGGAAGAUGAGCCAAGCAGCAGCAUUAAGGACGGAUUUCAGGAGGGGAAAGGCGGGAGAGAGAAAGACCAGGGAGCAGCAGGUUGCAGUAGUCCAGAUGGGAGAUGAAAAGUGCAUGAAUAAGAGUUUUUUGAAGCCUUGUGGGUGGGAAUGGGUCUGAUCCUGGUUGCUGAGGGGAAAGUGGCAGCAUUUGGAGAUAGCAAUAUGAAUGUGGCAGUAUCAUGAGAGGGAGGAGGCGUGGGUGACUCCCAGGAAGUGGAUUUGAUGGACAUGACAGAGGAAGAUGUUAGCAAGGGACAAAUUUAGGGCAGAUGUAUUAAACCGUGGAGAGAGAUAAAGUGGACAGAGGUAUAGUACCAGCCCAUCAGCCCCUAACUGCCAUGUUACAGGCUGUGUUUGAAAAAUGACAGUUAGGAGCUGAUUGGUUGGCAGUGAUAAAACAAAUAUGUAUGGACAUACAUAUUCAUCCAGCAACUCAUAAAUAUAUCCGUGUUUAUGUUAUCCUCUUUUCUGCAAUGUAAUUUGUGUCUGUGCAAGUUGUAGAAGGCCACACUUAUUACAUGGCCCUAGGUCUAGAGUACAUAAGGCCUUCCCUUCCUCUCUUAAAUUGCUACAUAGGUUGUUUUAAGGCUUAAAGGUUUAAAAAGUAUAAUUUUCCCACGUAUAGAAUGGCUGACGACAGCCGGUCUGAAUUCUCACAUAAACAAAUGAGCUAACUGAGACAGCACGUAACGGCAAUAAGCAGAAAUGAAGGGAAAACAGGCGACCAUGUCAGAUUUUCGCAUGGGAACAAGAACGGUAACGCAAAAAUAUGUCAGUAUAUGUCUAAGGCAUAGAUGCCCAAUGAGGACUUAAUACGUGCAAAUAUAAAUUCAUUGGAUUUAUAACCAAAAUGAAGGGUAUAAAUAUGAGCAGAGAAAGUGGGCGAGGGCAGCAGAUGGAGAAGAGAGGAGAAAACGUAGGUGGGUCGGGGGGUGUUAUGCAUGUAUGAAGAAUUGGCUGACUGCUGUCCUGUUAUUCUCUACCUGUUGUCACAAAUUUCUUUUAGAUGUUUUCCCUACUGCUGUUGUAACCUAUCUUAUUUGUUAUGUAAUUUGCAUUGGUAACACAUAUAUGAUUAAGCUGUCUUUAAGUAAAAGCGCUGUUAUUUCAUUUUAAAA